AUGAUAUCGCCAGAGGCUGAAGUAGAGUUCGCCGUGCGCUUGAUAGGUGACGCAAGGGAGCACAUGGUAUGCCUGUUGGGCAGCGCAGCGGAGAUUGGUGCUUGGGUCGCCGAGAAGGCUGUUCCCAUGGAGCUGGUCGAGCGCCAAGACAACGAGAGUAAGUGGCGCGCGACGAUCGAAUUCUCGCCAGCCACCAAUACGCUCGAGUAUAAAUACGUGGUGAAGGACGAGCGGACACGCGAACUAGUUUCGUGGGAGGGACUCCCAGGCAACCGGACGCUUACGAUUGCCCCCGGCACCAACGUCGCGCUAGGGGCUUCUUCAAGUCAGAGCUCGACCUACACGACGCCACGAGUGCCGACGCCGGGACCACGCGACGCCAAGCUGGGCAAUAAUGGCAAUACUAACGGCUUUGAGGAGUGGCGCUGUUGCCGCACUAAUAAGGAAAGCAACCCGUGGUGGGAAGUAGAUUUGGGACAAGAGUACGCCAUCUCCAGCAUCCAUUUGUGGAAUGCGAUGACGUAUCACGAGCAGGCGAGACGCCCAGAGGGCCGUCCACCACUUACGUCAAAGGCGUCGACAUCGUCUCCAGAACCUCCACUGUGGGUGUUUAUAUCAAAGGAACAACUAGGCUGUGAAAAUGCUUCCUAUAACGAAGCACAGGACAAGGCGACAGCAGAUUCUUCCUCUGUCCGUGCUAUUCAGGUGCCAAGUUUGUAUGACAGUCGUGUACGAUCGCUGAACUUUGCUGUUAACGCUUCCUCUCUUUCGGGAGCACCAGCGUUCUCUUCUGUUAAGGGGCGCUACGUAAGACUGCAGUGUGCUGGCGCCUUGUGUGCCCUGCAAUUUGCGGAGCUCGAAGUCUUCACACAAGAUGCUGCGGUUCCAGUAGUGAAUAGUAAAGAGACCCAACAGACGAGCACACUAUGCCACACACAGGACGAUGGAUUUUUCGGUGUUGCAAAGGCGCUGGACUCGGACAUGCGUGACUUCGAUUCGACCACGCCAGCCAUUCAGUGGUUGAGUGGAGAACAGAAGCACAGUCGCGUGGCAAUUGAAAUGCGCCAUGAAAAACAGAAGAAGGGAACCAACGAGGCAAAACUGCAGGACGGCAACAGUCAGGUUAAAGAAAUGCAGCCAGUAAGCACGUGGGAGCCACUUCCGGUAGAGUCCAAGAGUGCAGCCCUGCUCGACAAGGAGUCGACGGAGAUGAAUCAGCUUUUGGAAACACAUCAGCAACUGGCUGGGGCUGACAUUUCUGCAUACUUGAACAACGCGACGUCUUCAACGGCAGCUCCAUCAAACCUGUCUUGGGUUUUGAGAUUGGCGUUUGCUCAGUCGCUCGAGGCAUCCAACGUGGAAAUUUUGGGGAAUGCGAUUGCCACGCGGAAGUACAAGAACGCUUCAAUUCGCGACGAUUAUAUCCGCAGCCGACGCAAGGCUGCGUCGUUGCGCAAAGACAGGAAGUUGCAUUACACAGACGACACGCAUGCCCAAGUGUUCCGCGUCAAAAUACCUGUGGCCACCGUGGACGGGAGCGGAAAUUACACUGACGGACUCAGUCACCGCUGGACGUUUGAUGUCUACGACUGCCAGAAGGAUGCGAAGUCUGGGGCCUUCGCUAGAAACGAGCUAUUGGGCUCUGCUUAUCUUCUUCCGUCGCAAAUCGGCAAGCAGGGAGAAGCGGACCUGGCGGUUCCGAUCCUUUCUUCGAACAAGGGUAUCGUUGGUCAGCUCUCCCUGUCAUGCCUGGCUUUGACUCCUUUCGUCCACCCCAAGAAUAACAUUGCCAAUGUGUGGCGCUCCUACUGGCGUGAACGACCUCCACUUACAAUCGGGCAUCGGGGCAUGGGGCGGUCAUACUACCAGGUUGAGGGACACCGUCUUGCGCUGACACGAGAAAAUACUCUGGCCUCGCUCAUUAUGGCUGGACGGAGCGGUGCUGAAUUCGUGGAGUUUGACGUGCAACUGACUAAAGACCGGGUGCCCGUGAUCUAUCACGACUUUAUGGUGAACGUUGGUUUGGAAGACAAGAGCGCAGAAUCGCAUGGUACCAGACACGAGAAGUACGAGAUCGGUAUCCAUGACAUGACCUUCCGCCAGCUAACGCAAUCCUAUACGACUCCCGUGCCACACGAGGGAACUAAGACUCAACUUUUGCAGAACCGAGUGAAGAAGCACUGGGCACGUCUGCAAGGGGACAAGCAGGUCCCCUCCCCACGACGGGGACGCCUCGCCAGCGAUGACAACACUAACGAAGAGCAUCAUCUGGUGGAUUUCUUUCCUCGGCUUGAAGAUUUACUCAAGCACGUACCCGCGGAGGUGGGUCUAAAUAUUGAGGUCAAGUUCCCAGACGACUUCUUUCGACCGGGGAUGCGGAGUCUGAGCUGCUUCGCUAUCAAUGCGUAUGUAGACAGACUCCUUCAGUGCGUAUUCGACUUCGCUGGCUCGCGUCGCAUUUUCUUCUCAUGCUUCGACCCGAAUGUCUGCAUCGUACUCCGUGCGAAACAGGCCAAGUACCCCGUGUUGUUUCUGACCUAUGGCUCUAUGGCACCACACGCUUUUGAUGCGCGAAUGACGCUUCAAUUCGCCACCAAUUUUGCAAAAAUGGAGAAGCUGCAGGGCAUUGUAUCCAACUCUAACUCGUUCCUCGAGACGCCGGAGCUAGCCUCGCUCGUGAAAAGGUACCUGGGCACUGUACUGAUUACGUGGGGUGACCAAAACACGAAGCACGAGAUGGUUCAACUACAGAAGCGUCAUGCGAUCGACGGCGUUAUCAGCGAUAACGUCAUCGAUCUCAUCAAUCAGGAUAAAAGGCUGCUUGCGCAGACCAAGGGUGAUAUUUUAGAGCGGCCGUGA
Phytophthora infestans T30-4 is the source of this 2859-nucleotide messenger RNA. Its product is annotated as glycerophosphodiesterase, putative. The transcript is spliced from 5 exons. The record is from RefSeq and is a predicted model, not a curated record. Lineage: Eukaryota; Oomycota; Peronosporomycetes; Peronosporales; Peronosporaceae. Gene Ontology annotation, biological process: glycerophospholipid catabolic process. Gene Ontology annotation, molecular function: phosphoric diester hydrolase activity; starch binding. Bases 1 to 2859 code for a protein of 952 amino acids.